Aspergillus bombycis is the source of this 1014-nucleotide messenger RNA. RefSeq names its product glycosyl transferase. The record is from RefSeq and is a predicted model, not a curated record. The transcript has 3 exons. NCBI's taxonomy places the organism in Eukaryota, Fungi, Ascomycota, Eurotiomycetes, Eurotiales, Aspergillaceae. Gene Ontology annotation, molecular function: mannosyltransferase activity. Bases 1 to 1014 code for a protein of 337 amino acids. Gene Ontology annotation, biological process: mannosyl-inositol phosphorylceramide biosynthetic process.
AUGUGUUUUUCGCGAGUUCGUCUAGUACUUGUGCUCUGCCUUCUAGCGUCGCUCCUGCUCUUCCUCACGUCGCCAUUGGCGGUCCAGCUGCGUCUGCUCCUCCGAAUGCCUUUCAUCUGGCAAAAGUCCGCUGCUGGGUCCAUUCUCUCACAUGACCGCGACGGCUUCGAUGUCACUUUUCGCGCCUACGAUAGCGAACAACCUCUCCCACAUUCGUCUCUAGUGCCCGCGACGCUCCACCACGUCCACCUCGGAGGCACAGCCCUCCGACCAGAAUGGCUGACCGCCAGGGAAGAGUGUCUGCGGAUACAUCCCGGAUGGAAGACACACACCUGGGACGAUACAACCGCCAAUCAGUUCGUGCGCGAACACUUCCCCGAGCUCCAGGAUACCUGGAACAGCUACCCAUACCUCGUCCAGAAGGUAGAUGCACUGCGCUACAUGAUUCUGUACAUCCACGGAGGCGCGAUCUUAGACCUCGAUCUCGUCUGUAAGCGAUCGCUCGAGCCCCUGCGCAGGUUCGACUUCGUCGCGCCCGCCGCCUACCCCGCCGGCUUCUCCAUCGGCAUGAUCCUUUCCACUCCGAAGAACUCUUUUGUCCGCGAUCUGAUUGACAACCUCCCCCGGUUCAAUCGUCGCUGGUUCCUGUUUCCGUAUGUGACGGUUAUGUUCAGUACCGGGUGUCACUAUGCGUCGACAAUUUAUACUACCCAGGCAAAUCGAACGUCGCUCCGUAUCCUGUCCGGUACCCCCGGUCGUCCGAAUAUGCAUAUGUUAAAUGGAGAGGUGGACACCCCGCUCUUCCGACAUCUGGGGACCUCGUCUUGGCAUGCGAAUGAUGCACUUUUCGUCCGGAUGGUGGAGGAGUUCGGGGGACGGGUUCUAUAUUGUGUUCUUUCUGCGGUUGUAGUGGGUGGGUGUGUCGUGGCUUCGUUGUCUAUAGUGGCCCGACGGCGUUCUGUGAGAAGGGAGACGUCGCCGUCACCAUCUAAGAUUUCUGAAAAGGUCGUGUGA